Molecule: messenger RNA, 2977 nt
Organism: Sorghum bicolor (sorghum)
Lineage: Eukaryota; Viridiplantae; Streptophyta; Magnoliopsida; Poales; Poaceae
Exons: 18
Coding region: 158-2815 (885 amino acids)
Source: RefSeq, a predicted model, not a curated record
AUUUAAAAUUUCCAACUCCGCCUCAUCUCCUUUCAUUCCCCAUUCUCCACAAGCAUCAAUCUCCGCCGCCGCCGCCCAUCCUCGAGCACCAUUCCCGCAACCGCCUCCGCCUCCGAGUCCGACUCCAGCGAGCGAGCGCGACCAGCGACAGCGAUCCAUGGCCCUCCGCGCGCUCGACAACACGAUGCCCGCCGCCGUCGAGGAGCGGCCCAAGAAGGUGGCUAAGGUGGGCGUCCCCGCCGCCGCCGCCGCCGUCAAGGCCACCUCGCCCGGGAGCGGCGACAAGAAGAAAAAGAAGGGGAACGACGAGAACUCGGCGCCCAGGGCCACGACCGCGGCGGCGGAGCAGGCCGUGGAGUACAUCCCGUCGGAGGAGCUGGCGGCGGCGGCCAGCCCCAAGGCCAAGGCCGCGGGGCUGGUCGCGGACCUGGACUCCAAGGACUGGGUCAAGACCUGCGAGGCGCUUAACGACGCGCGCCGCCUCGCGAUCCACCACCCCGCGCUCCUCAACCCGAUCCUAGAGAAGGUGGUGCUGGCGGUCGUGAAGACGAUGAAGAGCCCCCGCAGCGCGGUGCUCAAGACGUCCAUCAUGGCCUGCGCCGACAUCUUCAGCUCCUUCGGCAACCUCCUCUCCUCCGUCUCCGACGACGCCUUCGACAAGCUGCUGCUCCAGCUCCUGCUGAAGGCGUCCCAGGACAAGCGAUUCGUGUGCGAGGAGGCCGAGAAGGCGAUGCGCGCGAUGGCGGCGUCGAUGCCGCCGCUGCCGCUGCUGAAGAAGCUCAAGGCGUACGUCCACCACGCCAACCUUAGGGUCAGGGCCAAGGCCGCCGUCGCCAUCUCCCACUGCGCCGCCCGGAUGGACAUCGAGGCGAUGAAGGAGUUCGGGAUGUCAGCUCUGCUGCAGGUGGCGGCGGAGCUGCUGAACGACCGUCUACCGGAGGCGAGGGAGGCCGCCCGCGGCGUGGUUUCGUCGAUGCACGCGGCGUUCGCCAAGGAUGCCGCCGCCAGUGGCCAGGAGGACGACGCGGCCGCGUCCUGGGAGAGCCUCUGCUCGCUCAGCCUCCCGCCCAUCUCCGCGGUGGCCGUCGCUAAGAUCACCGCCUCCUCCUCCUCGUACGGCCGAGCACGUUCGUUUCGUUCGUUCCCCGGCCUGUCACUGCCAAAGUGCCCAGUGGGUUCAAUCAUUCGCCGUGUGAGAGUGAGAACCAGCACGAGCAGCAACAUUCGUAGGCGACCAGCUGAUCUGCGGCUGAUUGCUUGCUUCAAGGAAUCGGAAUCCUCCUCCAGUCCUCCUCUCUUAUCCAAAUAUACCACUCGUGAGUCCGUGACCCGUCUGCGUCACGCAGAUUGUCUACUUCCACGAGCGUCCAUGGACGGGAGCAGCAGCAAGGUGGUUGAGCUCAAGCCGCACGGCGACGUCGCGGAGGAGGACCCCGCCCGUCGCGGCGGUCCGGGGACGGAUGAAGCCGAUGACAACGAGAAGGCGCCUCGCCGGAGCAGGCGGGUUGCUUCCCUCGACGUCUUCCGCGGCCUCACCGUCGCGCUGAUGAUACUGGUGGACGGAGCCGGCGGCGAGUGGCCGGUCAUCGGGCACGCGCCGUGGAAUGGCUGCAACCUCGCCGACUUCGUCAUGCCCUUCUUCCUCUUCAUCGUCGGCAUGGCCAUUCCCCUCUCCCUCAAGAGGAUCCCAGACCGUGGCCGAGCCGUGAGAAGAGUAGUCAUAAGAACACUGAAGCUGCUCUUCUGGGGCAUCCUGUUGCAAGGCCGUUACUCCCAUGCUCCGGACGAACUGACUUAUGGAGUCGACAUGAAGCACGUAAGAUGGGGUGGAAUCCUCCAGAGGAUCGCUCUUGCGUAUUUGGUGGUUGCAGUUCUAGAGAUUGUCACAAAAGAUGCAAAGAUUCAGGAUCAGUCAAGUUCAGGUUUCUCUAUAUUCAGAAUGUAUCUUUCUCAAUGGAUUGUUGCAUGCUGCAUCCUAGUGAUCUACCUGGCCCUUGUCUAUGGGAUUUACGUUCCUGAUUGGGAGUUCAGAGUGCGCAAUGUUGACAGCCCAAACUACGGGAAAGUGUUGACGGUGACGUGUGGUACAAGGGGGAUAUUAGACCCUCCUUGCAACGCUGUAGGUUACAUUGACCGCAAAGUCCUCGGCAUCAAUCACAUGUACCAGAAACCAGCAUGGAGAAGGCACAGGGCCUGCACUGAUGAUUCCCCACACGAGGGUCAUUUCAGAAACGAUGCCCCGGCAUGGUGUGUUGCGCCAUUCGAACCUGAAGGGAUACUAAGCUCACUCUCUGCGGUGUUGAGUACGAUAAUCGGUGUUCACUAUGGGCAUGUGCUUGUCCACAUGAAGAGUCAUACAGACAGGCUGAGGCAGUGGGUAACCAUGGGAAUAUGUCUUCUUGUUCUCGGAAUCAUUCUACACUUUUCACAUGCAAUUCCACUAAACAAGCAGCUCUACACAUUCAGUUAUAUCUGCGUCACUGCUGGGGCUGCCGGAGUCGUCUUCUCCGUACUCUACUUCUUGGUUGACAUCGUGAGCCUGCGCUACGUCUUCGCGCCGCUGCAGUGGAUCGGCAUGAACGCGAUGCUGGUGUACGUGAUGGCCGCUGAAGGCAUCUUCGAGGGGUUCCUCAACGGGUGGUACUACGAGGGCACCAACAACACUCUGGUUUACUGGGUGAGGAAGCACGUGUUCGUGAAGGUGUGGCACUCCACCAGGGUGGGCAUCCUCCUCUACGUCCUCUUCGCGCAGAUCCUCUUCUGGUCGCUCGUCUCCGGCGUCCUCCACCGCGCUGGUCUCUACUGGAAGCUCUAGCGAGGAUCAUACACAUAGUCACAUACACAGACAGUAGCAUUAGCAUGUUCUUGUUUGAAUCGUAUUGGAACUGCACAUGAUACCUCAAACUCAAAAUCAGAUGUAUAUUUACAAGCGAAGUCAGUGUCUCGGUUGUCGGUAGUAAAUCACAUGCCUGAAUCA